This is a messenger RNA of Eleginops maclovinus (Patagonian blennie), 3468 nucleotides long. RefSeq names its product growth arrest-specific 2 like 3 (gene gas2l3). Gene Ontology annotation, cellular component: actin filament. The transcript is spliced from 9 exons. Gene Ontology annotation, molecular function: actin filament binding; microtubule binding; cytoskeletal adaptor activity. Gene Ontology annotation, biological process: actin crosslink formation. NCBI's taxonomy places the organism in Eukaryota, Metazoa, Chordata, Actinopteri, Perciformes, Eleginopidae. The record is from RefSeq and is a predicted model, not a curated record. Bases 210 to 2468 code for a protein of 752 amino acids.
UGUCAGUCCCUCGCUGCCUUCCCUUCCCUUGCUCACUCGUGGGAGCCGCUCUGACUGGACAGUACGCUGCGUAGCACAGGGUUUUUGACUCAGCAUUGACGAAGAUGUGCUGUUGAGGCUGAUCGCAGUUGUUCGGCACAGUUUCCUAGCUUGGUACCGCACGCUUUCUGCUCUGAGAAUGAAGAAGUGAAUCCUGGGACAUCGCAGUCAUGGCUGUUCAGACGGGCAUCCAGGUAUGGUUCGGAGAGAAGUUCGAUGCCCCGCUGCUGAGCCCCAGGAGCCCUCGCAGCCCGUUGGCACAGCGACACGGCCCCGGCCUCGCCGACGUCUUCCAGUACGACCAGUGGCUGGCGGUGCGGCAUGAGGCAACCUUGGUGCCCAUGCAGGAGGAUCUGGCCAUCUGGCUCAGCGGCAUGCUGGGCGAGGAGGUGAGAGCCGAGUUCUUCAUGGAGGAGCUGGAUAACGGCGUGAAGCUCUGCCAGCUGAUCGGCGCUCUGCAGGCUAAGAUGGCCGUGAGCUGCCCCUCGGCGCUCGGCACGGUGUUCCCCAAGAGGAAGAUAGCAUGUAAGAGGGACGCCUCUCCUGGUUCCUUCUUUGCUCGUGAUAACACCGCUAACUUCCUGGCGUGGUGUCGCCAAUCCGGUGUGGAGGAGACCUACCUGUUUGAGUCCGAGGGCCUUGUGCUGCACAAGGAGCCCCGGCAGGUGUGCCUCUGUCUGCUGCAGAUCGGACGCAUCGUUUCCAAGUACGGCGUGGAGCCUCCUGUGCUGGUGAAGCUGGAGAAGGAGAUCGAGCUGGAGGAGACUCUGCUGAUGACGGAGGAGCCGCCUCCGGCCGUCAAGACCUUCAGCGUGUGCUGCCAGCACGGCGGCCUUUACCAGCCCGGGGAGCACGGCAUGGACGACCCCCCCUGCAACUGUUCCAACAGAGUCUCCAUCGAGUACCUGUCCGAGGGUCGCUACAGGCUGGGAGACAAGACCCUCUUUAUACGGAUGCUUCAUGGGAAACAUGUGAUGGUGCGAGUGGGGGGGGGCUGGGACACACUGCGGGGCUUCCUGAUGAAGUAUGACCCUCUGCGCGUGCUGCAGUUCACCACUCUGGAGCAGAAGAUCCUGGCCUUUCAGAAAGGGCCCCCCGGCCUGGGAGGACACCACAAAAAUGCAGCUCAACCCCCCCCUCCUGACAUGGACCCCCUCGCCGCUGUCAACAACCUCAUCUCCUCGUCCUCCUCCUCGACCUCCUCCACCUCUUCCUCUUCCUCCUCCGCCUGUAAGCCGGCGUCUGGCCCCGCUGCGGCUCCGUCGUGUCGGUCCUAUGCAGCCUCUCCGGCCUGCACCCCCACGCUGCCCAGGAGAGGUGCCGCCGCAGCGCCCAAGAAGACCCUGCAGGUGACCUCUUCUUCCCCAAGGAAGCCCACCCAGUUAGCACUGAGCGGCCCCCCCAAAGCUUCCUCCUCUCUGCCCUCCACGCCCUCUCUCAGCCCGGGCAGUCAGGGCGUGCCGCUACAUCGCAGAGCCCUGACUCCGUCACCGGCCCCUGCAGAGCCACGGCCUGCUUCCAAGCUGAAGAUCAGACCUUCACCACGGGCCCCCACCUCCCAGCCUAGAAGCCCUGUCUGCCCCGAGCCAUCUUCCAAAUGUCCCAAACCCUCCAGCCCCAUAGCUGCCUGUGCUCCUGGCACCGUCACAGCACCACUGCGGGCACCCACCCCAAAAGAUGCCCGGCCCCCAUCGGGUGCCAGCCAGCGCUCUCGCCUUGCACAGCGCCGGCCCGGAUCCCCCGCCUCGCGCCUCCGACUAGAGGCCGCCAGGAGGGUGCGGAUCGCCGCAAGAGCCGCAGCGAUGGCAUCUCCCCAAACCCGUACCCCCCCACUCAGGUCACAGACCCCAAAUCCUGGCUCCUGGACCCCCAACACUGGCUCCCGAACCCCCGAUCAUGGCUCCCGGACCCCCUCCCUUAGCUCACAGUCCCCCAACUCUGGUUCCCAUAACCCCAUCCUUAGCUCAAAGACCCCAAGCCCCGCCUCCCGGGCACCCAACCUCUGCUCUCGGACGACCACCCUCACCUCACGGACAGCCUCUCCAGUGCUGCCAAAGCCAACCCCCUCCCUGCCGCAGAGCAAAGACGUCACAGCCAAAGCCAAGGGGCCGGCCCCCACCAGAGUGGCUGCUGCCCCCCCACGCAGUACUGCUGCUGUCCCCGGGCGGGUCCCUCCUCCUCCUACAGCAAGCAAAGCCAAUCAGAAAGCAGCAGCCACAGCUCCGAGGGUGGGACGCAAGCAAGCAGCCCCACCCAACGGGAAGUCAGCAGUAAAACCUGAUGCUGCUCCAGCUCCGGCGCCCCAGAAAAGCAGCGCCAACGUCAAAGCUGUGAGGGCCGAGCCCGGAGUCUGCAGGAAAGCCCCCCCACACAAGGGGAGGGAGGAGCCGUACUUUGAGAUGAUCAGCAGGAGGAGGCCGAGGACGUGAGGAGAGAGACAAUAACCAUUGAUACGUCUUCAGAUUAAUUUUUGUUCGUUAUUUAAUAGCGUUUUAUUUGUCAUGUUUUAAUCCAAAUGUUUUAGUCGUUGCUGUCUACGUCUUUGUGGUAAUUGAAUGGCCUUUUUUUUUUAAAGGUCAGCUAACCAGCUUAACAUGAAAACUUGCACAACGUUUACAUUUUCAUUUUCGUUACAAAUGAUUUGUGUUUUCCGACUUUAACAGAACAAAGGGUAGAAAAUGCAAUUUCAACACUAACCUCAAAGCUUUACCAUCCCAACGCAACAUCCCAGUAUACAGCCAUGGUUACGGAAAAAGGCACUUAUACUGUAUAUUAAUGUUUGCAGGAUGGCAAAGAGUCCCGCUUUCUCCAACAGGUUACCAAAGUUCCUGGAGUUCAGCGACACAACUGGAAGACAAAUCAUGUGUGUGAUGAGCUUCCCUCCCCAGUGAGAUCAACCUUUCCACUGGCGGAUAGUCAGACAGUGAAGUUGUGUGUGUUUGUAUAAAUGAUAUCUUCCUGUUGUGUGCCUUCAACAGAAAUCUCUAGUUUCUGAGCGGCAUUAGAAUGUAUUAGAUGAUCGGGGUAGGGGUGGUGGGGGGGGUUUAAUGGUUUUUACUGAAAAAUAUUGCACAGUGUACAAGCACUCAUGACUUUGCUUUCCCAGAGUCGCAGAUGAACUACUGAUCAAAUGCCUCCUUUUCUUUUGAACAGAAAAUGCUCUAAAACUCUUGUAGAGCACAACCUACCUUUUUAUAUGGUUUCUAAUGUUUGUGUGUAUUACAAAUCUAGUUUUCUAUGUGGUGUUUGUGUACGUGUGUGUGUGUGUGUGUGUGUGUGUAUAUAUAUAUAUCUAUAUUAUCAGUUUGGCACUUUACAGAAACCGCCAUGUUUGUCAGAGUUUGAAUGUUGAGUCUUUGAUUCUGUCUCUUGUCCCGGCUACGUUUUUGUCAUUUUGAGCAAUAAAUGGACAAAUGUUUUAAAGAUUAA